Dentiscutata erythropus is the source of this 233-nucleotide messenger RNA. NCBI's taxonomy places the organism in Eukaryota, Fungi, Glomeromycota, Glomeromycetes, Diversisporales, Gigasporaceae. The record is from the annotation of a GenBank genome assembly.
AUGACAACUUCAUCUUCAAUUACCUAUUCAUAUCUAUCUCAAAAAAUUAUAGAUAGCGAAGCUCCUUCUGAAGUAAUAUUAGAUUCAUUAUCAGCUCAACAAAAAAUAGAAGUUUUAAAAUUAUGUUAUGAUUUACAACAAAAAUUACUUAACAAGUUACUUGAAGAAAAAAGAAUUGAGCAAGCUAUUAUAGAAAUACCUACUAUAGAGCUACCUAAACAAGAUAAACAUCA